AUGGAGCUGACGCAGUUCAAGACCUUAUUAACAACCUCCCUGAGUGGGCAGAGCGCACUGUCAGCAACUCCUUGCAAGUGUUCACUAAUAGCACAGCGAGCAGAACUCUGUACGUCAAUGAAAAACUACCAGCAAGCUCUUCACGACGCCGACGUCCUCUGCCGAAACAAACCCCACUGGCCUGCGGGCCAUUAUGUGAAAGCAAAAGCUCUUUCUGGAUUGGAAAGGACUGAGGAAGCAUUGAAGGAGUUUCUCUAUUGUGUUGCCUUAAAUCCUGAAUGGAGCUCAAUGAAGAAAGAAGCCCAAAAGAUAAUGUGUGAGAUGUUUUUCCCAGCCUUUGAAAAUGUUCAUGAUAGUCUAACAGCACCUUUCUCUAGUCGAACAUCCCAUACGAGGUUGAAACCUGCAUUUCUGAGUAGCAUAAACACACAGUCAGCUGCAGAAGAUAGCUCUAUUGCUGGGUCCUCAAAGGAUACUGUGUUCAGGUUAACAAAAACCCCGUCCCAAGAAUCUGAUGUAUUUAGAAGUACUGAUUCUUCUGUUUCCCAUCAUGUUCUGGAUCUCUAUUUUGAAGACAACAAGAAGUCUUUGGGAGCUAUUCUCUCCAGUUUACCUGGGGUUGGCUUAAAAAGAAAGCUGUCCAGUGAUAUGAGGGACUUGCAAAGCUUGGAUGUCCCCAGUAAGAUUCCUAAAAAAGAUGCAGAUGUUUUACCUGAAAACACUGCCAUCACUUCAGGUGAAAUCCCAACAACUCUGGUGGAUGCAUCGGACUUUGAGUGUUCCCUCUGCAUGAGAUUGUUCUACGAACCUGUUACCACUCCCUGUGGACACACCUUUUGCCUCAAAUGCCUUGAGCGUUGCCUUGACCAUAAUCCGCAUUGCCCACUCUGCAAAGAAAAGCUGUCAGAAUUUCUGGCAAGCAGAACGUACAAGAAGACCGUCCUUACAGAAGAACUGAUAGUCCGUUACUUGCCAGAGGAACUAUCUGAAAGGAAGAAAGUUUAUGAGGAAGAAAUGAAGGAAUUGUCAAAUUUGAAUAAAGAUGUUCCCAUCUUCGUAUGUACCAUGGCCUUCCCUACCAUCCCUUGUCCUCUCCAUGUCUUUGAACCUCGUUAUCGUCUAAUGAUAAGAAGAUGCAUGGAAACUGGUACCAAGCAGUUUGGCAUGUGCUUAGCUGACGAAUUAAAAGGAUUUGCAGAUCAUGGCUGUAUAUUAGAGAUCAGGGACGUAAAGUUUUUUCCUGAUGGGCGCUCAGUUGUUGAUACAGUUGGUGUCCGUCGUUUUAGGGUCUUAAGCCAUGGCCAGCGAGAUGGAUAUAACACAGCAAACAUCGAGUAUCUUGAAGAUAAAAAGGUUGAAGGACCGGAAUAUGAAGAACUUGUCCGCCUUCAUGAUUCAGUUUACGAUCAAGCCGUUGCCUGGUUUACUUCUCUUAAGGACAAUAUGAAAGUGCAAAUUCUCAAUCAUUUUGGGUCCAUGCCAGGAAAAGAACCAGAGCCACAGAGUAACCCCAGUGGUCCUGCCUGGUACUGGUGGCUCUUGGCAGUGUUGCCUCUGGAAAACAGAGCUCAGCUGGCUAUAUUGGCUAUGACCUCCCUUAAAGAUCGUCUUAUCGCCAUCAGACGCGUGUUGAUAUUUGUGACUCGCAAAAGACCCAGAUAACAUGGACUUCAGUUGUGAGUGGGCACUGAAAACAUCUCACGACAGGUUGUUCUGGGGGAGGGCAAAGGGGGAGGGGUUGUUUUGGGGUUUUUUUUUUAAAGAUUCCUUCAAAAAGGAACAGCCCUUUCUGACUGCGUCCGGCAUCCAUUGAUUGCAUCGGUUUGUUAUCCUGGGUAUUCACCAAACAUUGCACUCUCCCCUGUUGUCCUGGUGAAAUCUGAGCCUCUACAAAGCUGUGCCGCAGUUAGAGUGUAGCUGAUAGAUGUGGAUAAUUGCUUCAGAGUACUACGAUAGAGUUUGUAGCCUGCAAGAGAGUUAAGUACUAGAGUAGCACCAUUGGCCUGCAUGUGAUUUGGAUUUCCACUUGGUAGGAAAAGGAAACUGGACAGUGGAUUGAAGAGGCGUUUCCUAGAUUUUCUUGAAGGUAGUGAACAGAAGAGGAGUUACGCUGCC
Molecule: messenger RNA, 2115 nt
Organism: Charadrius vociferus (killdeer)
Lineage: Eukaryota; Metazoa; Chordata; Aves; Charadriiformes; Charadriidae
Gene: LONRF2
Product: LON peptidase N-terminal domain and ring finger 2
Exons: 12
Coding region: 1-1662 (553 amino acids)
Molecular function (GO): protein binding
Source: RefSeq, a predicted model, not a curated record